This is a messenger RNA of Astyanax mexicanus (Mexican tetra), 1233 nucleotides long. RefSeq names its product IMP U3 small nucleolar ribonucleoprotein 4 (gene imp4). Gene Ontology annotation, cellular component: nucleolus; Mpp10 complex; small-subunit processome. Gene Ontology annotation, biological process: rRNA processing. The transcript is spliced from 9 exons. The record is from RefSeq and is a predicted model, not a curated record. Bases 75 to 950 code for a protein of 291 amino acids. Gene Ontology annotation, molecular function: snoRNA binding; rRNA primary transcript binding. Lineage: Eukaryota; Metazoa; Chordata; Actinopteri; Characiformes; Acestrorhamphidae.
UUUAUUUUGAACGAGUCAGGCCGGAAGCUGGGUCAGUCGGUGGUAAACACGUGUGGAAGAGAAAAAUCUUCAGAAUGCUUCGGCGGGAGAUCCGGCUCAGGAAGGAGUACCUGUACAGGAAGGCCCAGGAGGAGCGACUGCACUCCAUCGAGGAGAAGAAGCAGAAGCUGAAGUCUGCGUUAGAUGAAAAUCGUCUGAUACCCACUGAGGUCCGUAAAGAAGCUCUACAGCUUCAGAAACUGCUGGAGUUUGAUGAUGAAGGUGGAGAAGGGGUCAGCUCUCAUAUGGAUGAUGAGUAUAAGUGGGCCGGAGUGGAAGACCCGAAAGUGAUGGUGACGACGUCCCGGGACCCGAGCUCCAGGCUGAAGAUGUUCGCUAAGGAAGUGAAGCUGAUGUUUCCAGGGGCCCAACGCAUGAACAGAGGAAACCACGAAGUUAACACUUUAGUGCACGCCUGCAAAGCCAACGGCGUCACCGACCUGGUCAUCAUCCAGGAGACGCGAGGACAGCCUGACGGGUUGAUUGUUUGUCACCUUCCUUUCGGACCGACGGCGUACUUCACCCUGUUUAACGUGGUGAUGAGACACGAUAUUCCGGAUAUCGGAACGAUGUCUGAAGCCUUUCCUCAUCUCAUCUUCCACAACUUCAGCUCCCGCCUGGGUCGACGAGUGUCCAACAUCCUAAAGUACCUGUUUCCUGUACCUAAAGAAGAAAGCAGACGGGUGAUAACGUUCGCCAAUAAAGACGAUUUCAUCUCCUUCAGGCAUCACACUUAUAAAAAGACUGAUCACAGGAACGUGGAGCUGACGGAAGUUGGGCCGAGAUUUGAAAUGAAAUUGUUUAUGAUCAAGCUGGGAACUCUGGAGAACGAGAGCACGGCGGACGUCGAGUGGCGACAUCACGCUUUUACCCGAACGGCCAGGAAGAGGAAGUGCCUGAGCGUGGAGUAAAAACUCGUCUGAUCGCUGAAUUCUCUCAGUGAUAAAAUCUGUAAUAUUUAUCAAGUUAAAAACAGCUGAUAUCCAUAUAAUCCAUAGUUACUUAUAGUACUGAGACUCCAAAACAUCAUUGUGGAUUAUUGUAUUGUAGAUUACAGGACCCGAUUGAGAUCUGCGCAAUUUAAACACUUUGUAAUAUUUAUUCCCUCUGUAAUGUUAAGUUUGAUGAUCAUGCUGUGGGAAAAGUGUUUUGUAAAAGUUAUUGAAUGUCACAUUAAACUCAAAGUUUUGAUUA